Messenger RNA from Nicotiana attenuata, 2572 nucleotides. Its product is annotated as importin subunit alpha-like. Gene Ontology annotation, biological process: NLS-bearing protein import into nucleus. Gene Ontology annotation, cellular component: nucleus. Bases 196 to 2241 code for a protein of 681 amino acids. Gene Ontology annotation, molecular function: nuclear import signal receptor activity; protein binding. The record is from RefSeq and is a predicted model, not a curated record. The transcript has 20 exons. Lineage: Eukaryota; Viridiplantae; Streptophyta; Magnoliopsida; Solanales; Solanaceae.
CAAACAAAUAACCAGCACACACUCUCUCUCUCUCUCUCUCUCUCUCUAGAUCGAUCUCCCGCCUCACUCUUCCCCUGAACUGUGAAACCAUCCGAGCUAGGGCUUCAAUUUCAUUCCUCCAUAGAAAUCCAUCACUUAAGCUCAAACUCUUUUGCUUUUCGGUCUCACCAAUUCAAUCGAUAGGGGUUUUUAGAGAUGCAUCUGAGAUCAGGUACUACGACGGGUGACGUCGUCGCCGACGUCGAGAAAGUGCGUCGUCCGAGAGGCCAAACGAGGUUAAGCUUUCCACAUUUGCUUGCUGGUCUUUUCUCAAAAAGAAGCAACGCCAUCAGACAAUUCCAAGAAUUGCUCCUUAUUGAAUGGGGUCCUGUAGAAUCUGGAAUAUCUUCUGAUCUUCCUAAUGUUUCUGCCUUAAUAAAGAAGGCGCGACUCCAGAAACAGUCUGAAGCUGCUCGUCUUCUCAACCAAAUUGUUCCUUAUUCGCUUUCGCUUUCGUUCACCCGGAGGAGGGAUACUAAUGAUUUGGUGGUGAUUGACCAUGAGCUCUGCCAACAAUUUGAAGACCUAUGUUGUCCUAAUGACGAUUUUACUAGUCUCGGAUUAGUGCUCGCUGGUAUUUGGUCAGAUCAAACAGACUUGCAGGUGUUAGCUACCAAGAAAUUUCAGAAAAUGCUCUUUGACUUUGACUCUCCUCUUCGUGCACCAUUUAUUUUAGAAUAUGGUGUUAUUCCUCGAUUUGAUGAGUUUCUAGAGCGGAAAGAUUCUCCCAAUCUCCAGACUGAAGCUGCUUUGGCCCUCUUAGGCAUUACUUCUAUUGCCUUGGUGCUUACCGAUUUAUUGAUUGAACAUGGGCUGGUGGAAAUUCUUUUGAAGCUUCUGGAUUCUCCAAGUUGUGAUGUUCGUAAGGAGGCUGUGAAACAACUAGGACAAGUUGCUAAGAACACUAAAGGUCGUGAUCUUGUUCAUCGGCAUGAGGCAGUGCGUCCUUUACUGGAUAAGGUGUUGCGUCCUUUGCUGAAGGAGUUGGACGAGAAUGCCAAGCUGGAUAAGUUGAACGAGAAUGACAAGCUUCUUCCAAUUCUGAGGAAUGCCACAUAUGCUUUAUUAAGGUUUUGUAAAGGUGAAGAAAGACCUUAUCGGUUUGAGCGGAAGGUAACAGAGAAUAAAUAUGGCACACAUAUUGUCACUACACCAGCUGGGUGGUGGACGAUCAAAGGCCCUCACCUCGAUAAGGUGAGAGCAGCACUCCCAGAACUUUUUCGCCUUGUUAGUUUAACCGAUGAAGAGGUACUAUCAAAUGCAUGCUGGGUACUUGCUUGUCUUACUCAUAGCACACACUGCAAAACUCAAGUCAUCAUUAGCGAUGGUGUUUGUCAACGGCUAGUUGGACUCCUCGAGCAUCAGUCCCCUUCAGUAGUCAUGCCUGCCCUCCGUACGCUUGGAAAUAUUGUUUUCAGAGACGGCAUCCAGUCUCAGCGCCUUGCUGACUUUGGCGCGCUUCCUUGCCUGUGGAAGUUGCUAAGCAAGAAGGUCGAGGAAAUGGAGGUCUGGAGGACUAUAGCAAGUAUUACUAAGUGGAACAAUAGGCGGAUAAAGGCUCCGAUCGAGAACACCAAUUCACAGAGUGAAAUGGAGAUAAUGGAGGAUAAAAAGAUGGAAGUAAAAGAAAAGCUUGACAAGUAUUCCGAACAGAAGUUGUUGACAUUCUGCAUUGAACUAAAUAUACCUGUUCACCACUAUACAGCAAGGAAGGAGGACAUAGUGCCAAAGUUGAUGGACUUUUUGGAAGCUCGUCAUGAUACGACUGUUGAGUUGCUUGCUGAGAAGGAACAGUCAAGUAAAGGAAAGAAGCGUAGAAGAGAGAGCACAAAAAAUCCCUCAUCAGCAUCUGUUAGUUCGAAAGGUUCAGCCAAGAGCCAAAAGAAGACCGAAACGGCAUCAGAAAAGGCUGAGAAGAAUAAUGUAAAUGAGUCAGAAGAUGAAUCUGAGCAGGAAAAAGAUGCCGAUGAGGAGGAACCUGAUGUUUCUGAUAAAUUGAGUCCAAGUGACGACGAACUAUGUGCUGCAAUUGGUGAAAUUCUAAGAGAAGAGGACAUCCCCACAACCAACUUAACUGCCAUUCUGGAGCGACUUUGCAAGCGGUUUGGAACAGAUCUCACUCCCAGAAAAUCGCAUAUACACAUUAUGAUCGGGUAUCAGCUUAUUCAGGUAGGUGCUGAGGAUGAUGAUAAUGAAGACUAAAUAAGACUUUAGCCUCAGAAGGGGACUGUCAUGUUCAGUGGGUAACUAGCAAUCAAAAUGAUGAAAUCAGCCUCAUGACAUUGUAGACGCUCGUGAUACGAUUGUUUGAUAAUAUCAUUGUGAUUUGCGAGUUUUUAACAGGUGUUGGUUGCUUUAUAUGUUCCCACUUUGCUUUUGCUCUGUUUUGCUCUUCCAUUUGUAAAUAGUGGAUCUCUUCUUGUAACUUGCAUGUGCUGUUGCUAAAUGGCGGUGCCCAAAAUUAGCAUGCACACGCCAUUGUAAUAGAUGGUACAUCUUUAAACAUUUGAUGUAGGGGUUACACUUUUAUUCA